AGUCAACAAGGUUGAUAGUUGUGAAGCUCUAUUCUCUCUCUGGCUGGUUUGGACUUUUUAAAGCAGUAGGUGAAUUUGAAUAUUUGGCCAUUUAUCUAUUUAGCCUCUCCCUCUCAUAGUCUUUCAAACCAUAUAUAGACCAUUUCACCAAUUCAUCUCCUCUAAAAGUCUCAUUCUUUUAAUUUUUUUUUUGUUUCAUACACAUCUAGCUCCUUGCUUCAUUCAUUUCACAACUACAAGACAACUACAUGCUUGUAGUUUUUGAAUCUAAGAAACCAACACCAAUAUUGUUUAUCAGCAAGAAUGACUGUCAAGAAAAUCACGUGGAGAUCAAUAAUACCAACAUGUUACAAGUCUGAAGUCCCCUCAUCCAAGACCAAGAAAGUGUGCUCAAAGCAAAAUUCAUUUCAACGGAUUUCACUCUCCGAUUUGAGUAACCCGAAUUCAAUUUUUUCCGAGGACAUCUCUAUAUCUCUUGCAGGGUCUAAUGUGCAUGCGUUUACGCUUAUGGAGCUAAAGGUUAUCACCCAGAAUUUCUCUUCAACUAAUUUUCUUGGUGAAGGUGGGUUCGGACCCGUGCACAAGGGUUUCAUUGAUGACAAACUUAGACCUGGUCUAAUGGCUCAGCCCGUGGCUGUCAAGCUUUUGGACUUGGAUGGCUUACAAGGCCAUAGGGAGUGGUUGACAGAAGUUAUUUUUCUGGGGCAGUUGAGGCAUCCACACCUUGUGAAACUAAUUGGAUAUUGUUGUGAAGAGGAACAUAGACUACUCGUAUAUGAAUAUAUGCCAAGAGGAAGCUUAGAGAAUCACUUAUUCAGAAGAUAUUCUGUAUCACUUCCAUGGUCAACAAGAAUGAAAAUUGCUCUUGGAGCUGCAAAGGGCCUUGGAUUUCUUCAUGAAGCGGAAAAACCUGUUAUAUAUCGAGAUUUUAAGGCUUCAAACAUCUUGUUAGACUCAGAUUACACAGCAAAACUCUCAGAUUUUGGGCUUGCAAAAGAUGGUCCUGAAGGAGAUGAUACACACGUUUCCACUCGUGUUAUGGGCACCCAAGGCUAUGCUGCUCCCGAAUACAUCAUGACUGGUCACUUAACAGCAAUGAGCGACGUCUAUAGCUUUGGAGUAGUACUCUUAGAGCUUCUAACUGGAAGAAAGUCAGUAGACAAAAAUCGUCCUAGCAGAGAGCAAAAUCUAGUAGACUGGGCAAGGCCAAUGUUAAAUGAUUCCCGGAAACUUGGCAGAAUUAUGGACCCAAGAUUGGAAGGACAAUACUCGGAAGCCGGGGCUCGAAAGGCGGCUGCAUUGGCAUAUCAAUGCCUAAGCCACAGACCAAAGCAAAGACCAUCAAUGAGUACUGUGGUUGAGACUUUGGAGCCCCUUAAGGAUUAUAAUGAGAUCCCCUUUGGCCCAUUUGUGUACACGGUUCCGUCUGAAAAUGGUUUAAAUGAGGAACAUGCUAAAGAAUUGGAAGGACAAAAGGAAUUGAAAAGAGAAUCCCAAAAGAAAGAGAAUGGGCACCAUCAUGGUCAUAAGCGUCAACAUAGAUCAUCAAAGUCACCGAAAAUUCACUCACAAACCGAUAUGCGCCAAAAUUGUAGAGAUCAUCAAGGGAUGCACUCUCCUUUACACCAUAUGGGCAGGGCAGCAUAGACCAAUAGUAAUGUAAAAAUCAUACUGUAAAUGUAAAUACAGGUUUGUUCAGGGUUUCCUUCAUAUUGCAUAGUUUGUCACUUUAUUUUUUUAGGCCAAGUGUAAGGAUUUUUGUUUGGAAAGAAGAACUUUUCUUUAAUUGAUUUUUUUUUUUUUCAAAUGUGUACAGGAAGUAUUGUUUUUGAAUUGUAUGUGAAAUGAAGCAGCGUUAUAAAUG
Messenger RNA from Quercus lobata, 1864 nucleotides. RefSeq names its product Protein kinase superfamily protein (gene RIPK). The record is from RefSeq and is a predicted model, not a curated record. Gene Ontology annotation, molecular function: protein kinase activity; ATP binding. Gene Ontology annotation, biological process: protein phosphorylation. Lineage: Eukaryota; Viridiplantae; Streptophyta; Magnoliopsida; Fagales; Fagaceae. The transcript is spliced from 5 exons. Bases 304 to 1647 code for a protein of 447 amino acids.